This is a messenger RNA of Racocetra persica, 768 nucleotides long. Lineage: Eukaryota; Fungi; Glomeromycota; Glomeromycetes; Diversisporales; Gigasporaceae. The record is from the annotation of a GenBank genome assembly.
GUCGGCCAAAGCACGACGGGCUAAAACGAAAGAGAUUGACAGCAUUUGAGGCACUUUUCCUUGAAAAGGCCUCCGAGGCCAAAAUCUUUCUGUUUUGUCCCCGUGAAGCCUUGGAAUUGUUAACCAGUUUACCCGACAAUACAGCCUCUUUAAUCUUCCUCGACCCUCAAUAUGAGAAAGUAGGCACAGUGUUGAAAUUGGAUUAUCCUUUGUCUUAUACGACCGACUAUCAAAUAUUAAGAAUAUUAGAACAAAUUAGCCGAGUAUUGAAGCCUAAAGAAAGUCAAUUAGCCAGUAAUAAAAGAGACCAUCCUCACCAAAAACCGAGAGAAUUAAUAAAGGCUCUUAUUACUGCUACCACUAAUAAGGGAGAUUUAAUUGCGGAUCCUUGUGCUGGUUCAUUCAUCGUGUUGGAUGCUUGCCAAGAACUCAAAAGAGAGUUUAUUGAAAAGAAUUUGGACUCCAAUCAGUUUGAAAUCAGAGUUAACCAGAAUGAAUUUGACACCAAAGAACAAGGAGUAUUUUACCAAGGACUUUUAAGAAUACACUUUUACGACUUAUUUUCUUAUCAGAGAGUUAGAGGAGCCAUUGCCCGAACCUCCUUUGCUGAAAUAGUUUUUGAAGAGGCAAUUCCGAUCGACCAAGAAUUUUUACCCCGAGAGCAACAUGACUUCCGAGACCUAGUAAAAAGUUUAAAAGGUCGUAAGGGAAAAGACGGCCAAAAAAUACCUACUAAAAUAACUUUUUUAGCCAAUGCCUAUUCUUGGA